Messenger RNA from Polypterus senegalus (gray bichir), 4571 nucleotides. It is a transcript of the gene eepd1, whose product is annotated as endonuclease/exonuclease/phosphatase family domain containing 1. Bases 301 to 1479 code for a protein of 392 amino acids. The transcript has 4 exons. Gene Ontology annotation, cellular component: plasma membrane. The record is from RefSeq and is a predicted model, not a curated record. Gene Ontology annotation, biological process: DNA repair. NCBI's taxonomy places the organism in Eukaryota, Metazoa, Chordata, Cladistia, Polypteriformes, Polypteridae. Gene Ontology annotation, molecular function: DNA binding.
GCAGCUGGCGGGCGGAGCUGCUCCAGAGUGCCGCUGUCAAUACUUGCCUAAAGCCGUCACCCGUGCUCCAGUGGCUCUCUGAGAUGUAGAGUAAAAUACACAGAGCAGGACAAGGUCUUCUCUGAACGGAACGGGCCAGCUGCCGCGGUGAGCAAACGAACGUAAAGGACGGCGUUGUCCCGCUAGGUGAAAGUGGCGCUAUUUUUGUGCAGCGCAUUGCUCACACCUGUAAUCCUUCCGAUCAUGUAGCCGUUCUACGGGCAAAGAACUCGAGCGUCAAGAGCACCCAGGUGAAGCAACAUGGGAGGGAAUCUGGGCUGCCACCGCUCCAUCCCUAAGGACCCGACAGAUCUUUGCAACAGCAAACGCAAGUUCAGCACGGCAUGCAACUUCAGUAACAUUCUUGUGAACCAGGAGCGCCUGAACAUUAACACUGCUACGGAGGAGGAGCUGAUGACCCUCCCCGGGGUGAACCGCAUGGUGGCUCAAAAUAUAGUGGAGUAUCGAGAAUGCAUCGGCGGCUUCAAGAAAGUGGAGGACCUGGCCCUGGUAAGCGGAGUGGGCGCUACUAAGCUGGAGCAGAUUAAGCUGGAGAUUUGCGUGAGCAACAGGACGGGCUCCUCCACGCAGCAAUCUCCCAGCUCGGUGCGCCGAGAGCAGAGCCCCGAGCAGCUGGCAAGUGGCAGGAUCAACAUCAACACGGCCACAGCAGCCCAGCUCAUGAGCAUCCGGGGGGUCACCGAUAAAAUCGCCAAGAGCAUAGUGGACUACCGUCGGGAGAACGGGCCCUUUAGGAGUAUCGAGGACAUGGUUAAGGUGCCCUGCGUCAACUCCUCAUUUCUGGAUAAAAUCCGCUUGCAGAUCUUUGCCGAGCGCUCACGAGCGCCGUCCACUAACACAAAUGUUGGGGCGCUGCCCCUUAGCGGCAGGUCGCACCCGAGCCCCACCUCUGUUAGCUUGCACAGCGAGGACUUGGACUUUCCCCCAGGAGGGCCGAUUCAGAUCAUAUCGGUGAGACCCAGUGUGGAGGUCUUCUCGGGACUCAGGGACGGCAGGUGCGUGCUGCGCCUGGCCACUUGGAACCUGCAGAGCUGUUCCACCGAGAAGGCGAACAACCCGGGAGUACGGGAGGUGAUCUGCAUGAGCCUUCUGGAAAAUGGGAUCAAGCUUUUGGCAGUUCAAGAGCUGACUGACAGAGACGCUUUGGAAAAGUAUUUCUUCCUCACUAGAGAGAAAGACCGAACAAGGCUGCAUCGACAGGGCCAUUCCAUAGAAAGUACAGGUCACUGGGAUGUCGUAAGGGAAGGCCUUACUAAUCCAUGGAUCCCAGACAACUGGUCCUGGGGUGGAGUAGCUUCAGACCACUGUCCCGUUUUUGCUGAAUUUUAUAUCAACCCAGUAAAGAAGGAGACUGUUCCUAAUGGAAAUGGGGUGACCGUUAUGGAGCACACAGAAGCAAACCCCAAACAUGAACGGUGACAGAGGCCCACGUGAUGUCCCAGACAACGUAAAAUGGAUGUUUCUUAUGCCACUGAAGAGGAGAGCACCAAAUUUGCCUUCACGCUCAUGUCAAAGUGUCACCAUAGGACUGAGUAAAAGACAGAAUGAAUCUUUGUGUUGACCAAUUUGGAAAAUCAAAAGAGUGUUUAAAGAGUCGCACUAGCAGCAAACAUUUCUGUGGAUCUUUGGAAUUUGCCAAAAACUGUUUCAACUUCAGUGGAACAAAGCAUUCUGUUCUGGGAAUUCACUUGUGACAUGUUGUCAUCAGGCCUUCGUGGAAGCUAACACAUUUGACCUUCGACAUGUUUGGGGCUUUCCAUCGCCUCGCUGUCAAAGGACAGAAAGUCAGCCUGGUUUUAGGAUAGCGUCCUUGUUUUUUCAAGUCUCACGCCGUGACGACCUGGACCCUCACAGUCACUUGAAUUGCUUUUCUGUCUAAUGAUAUUUAUGGUGGGUGUUCUGAAGUUCACACAGUCAACGCUAAUCCUCCUCAACUACACUUACUGCUAAUUGGAGGGACCUUCCUUUGUGUUAAUCCUCCCUUUUGAGUUGUGCGUUUGUCUUUCCUUUACCACAUAAUGAAUAAGCAAAGUGUAUGCCAGAGGGAUCCUGUGCAGCUCCGAAUGCAGUAAGCCCCACCUGAAGGAGUCUUCAACACUCUGGCAGUUUCAGUGACGCAAGCUGGUCAGGGUCUAUCAGAGCAGAACCCCUCCUGUGUUACCUGAGAUUCACUUGUUCAAUUUUUAAAAUCGAGAUCAUGGAAAGAAUCGUUAGUUGGAAUUUAUUCAGAUACAUCGCUCACGUGGAUGUCCUAAUCCACCUUGCAGUGAAACAUGCACCAUUGUACGGCUGGGGAAGACAUCCUGGUCUACCAAAAUUGAUAAAAAAAAUAGGGCGGGGAAGUGCCCUGGCUUUUCUAGAUGGCAGAAAAAAAAAAAUAGAAAGAUUUCAUAAGCGAUCCAGCAAGAUGGUAAGGGGUAGAGUACGUCUGGAAGAAAGUGCUAGGCCGAGGGGCAGAGUGUCAGAGAGCUCGAGCAAGCAGAACAGAAUCGACAUCGAUGGCAGGUGGUUAGAGGCCAUCUUCACAUCCUCUGUGCCAGUAAUGAAACGAUUCGGUAGGUGAGGGUAACUUUAUUAUCCUGGCCUUUUCUGUUUAAGGAGGGUUAACGGAAAUUUGCUAAAGUGAAGGAAAAGAAAUCCAACUAAGAGUCAAGAAGUUGACCUGUCUGUCUGUCUGUCUGUCUGUCCGUCCGUCCGACGCCCACGGCUGAUCACAGUGAAUCCGCUAGGACGCCCCUAUAACACUUCAGUUAUAGCCGUCAGAAUCGCGAAAACGACAUUUUAGAAAGUUCUGGAUGUAAAUGAAAAUUAUGGAUGACCACUCAGAUUUUUGAUCAUGAACAGAUAAAAAAAAACUCAGUUUUAUUAUUUAAGCAAAUUGUAAUAUCAGAUGAUGAGUUAGGGUUAGGGUUUUUUAAUUUAUUGUCCUUCUUGUAAUUAUUAUAAAGCCCAGUGAAGUGAAUGCUUCAGGAUUAAAAAUGGCAGCAUCUUCCAUAAAGAAUUUUCAUUUUGAACUCCCGUAUUUUGCAUAUCAAUUUGAAAAAAACUGUGGAGUUUCAAAGAAUUUGAAUAAAUUAUAUUCAAAGUAAUAUUUCUAAAAUAUAAUUAUAUUCAGAACAAAUUUGAGAUUGCUGGAUUUAGGGUAAGUGAAGCUCUGUAACGGACCCUUACAUCUUUUUUUUUACAUUCUUAUUUUAAACUCAUUUGCUGAAAAAGCCCCGGAAAACGUUUGUUUGAAUUUGGCUGGUUUGACUUGUCAUAAAUCUGUACAAUCAAAAUCUCAAAAUGAUUUUCAUUCUACAAACUUGUUUUGGCCCAGAAGCACACAGCCAUGAAGUUUGAGGUGCCCGCUGUCACCCCACGCAGCCGUGCCACCGAAAGUGCUCGCUUGCCAGGACGGAGGGGCUUUGCUGUGGCACCGGCCGGGUGGGGUUUGCAUCCUCUCCCUUUGUUCAUGUGACUCAGUGCUGCUGUCUAUCAGAGUGUGUUGUGAUGGCCUGGCAGGCGGCCCCCCAGUUUGGUCUUGUCUUGUGCUGCCGUAGGCUUUGGCUGCUCAAUUUGAGCACUUUGAGGAGUGAGAAAGGCGCUAUAUAAAUGUAAACAAUUAUUAUUUUUAUUGAGAUCCUGACCAGUGAAACACAAAUUCAUCAGGCAAUGGAUGGAUGACCUUGUGUCUUUGUCCUCCGUUGUCCUGUUAGACGUCUGGGAUUCCACGACUUACUCACUCGCUGCCCUCACUUCUGCUUUGUCCGAGUCUCCUUGUGACACAGCCUCACCCUUGUUUUGCACACGCUAUGCACCCUCAACAUUUGUUCAUUGGGUUAAUGAUCAGUUUGCCUUUCCCAGUGUCACCGAGCCCCUAAAAUGGAAAAUUACGGAAUGGAACCCAGCCAAAUAAACCUUUAAAGGGAAGGUCCGUUUGAAUUAUUUUUUUGUUUCUGUUUGUUUUGCUAUUUGCACUUGAAUGCACUUUGUUAAACGUGUUUCACCUUCGAUGCCCCAAUAUGCACUGUGAUAUCUGAAGACGACCAUCACGUCACCCAAAAUGAUCCGCGAUGGCUUUGAGAAUCCUGAAACUGGACACUUUUGAAGUGCAAUAUCGUAUGAAGGUAAACUGGCAUGGAGUCUUGAGACUGGCAGAGGUGCACUGUGAACUCCACUAGCGGAGGGUGAAUACUCGGUUGGCAAAAGGCAAAGCUUCGCUGGAGAAAUGAACGGCACGUUAGCAUUGAAGAACUGGGGGGGCCACCGCAGCCCCAUGAACAAUGGACGGUCACUGUCUGGUGUCGUGCCCGAGGCGCUGCCCACCAAGGAGUCAAGUGCCUACUGCCCUCUAAGCUUGUGAUUUCAUUCAGACGUUAACUCAUUUCUUAAGAUGUUCUUUUAAUUCAAUAUUUAAUGCGUCUUUUCAUUUGGAAUGUCUUGUUCUUCCUUGCAAUAUGGUACUAUAUUUUCAGUUACUAGUGAACUGUACAGAGAUUUCAAAUAAAAUUUUACAGAUUCUAAAGAGA